GUAAUAAGUGUGCGCCGGAAGUGUUGUAAACGUGUUUUUGUUUGCAGUCUGUGCCAGCAGGACAGAGUGUGAUUUCAUUUCCUUUUAUUAGAAUUAUUAUUAUUGUUGUUAUUUUCUGGGAUUGUAAAGCCAGAGACAGACGGGAAUCCACUCAAUUCUUGGUGAGUAUCCAACAUGGACAUGCAGCCAGCAGCUGGUACAUUAAGAAGGAAGGAUGAAUUACUGAGUUCUAUCUAUCUAUAUUCUAUAUCUAUAUGUUUAUAUACACAUGGUGUUUGUUUUAUCUUUAUUAGUAUGACAUUUUGUCACUUAUUACCUGUGGAUUUUACAGAUCCUGUAAAUGUCAGGGUUUGUUUUUUUUGUAAUCCUCCAUGCAGUAGAUUUAAUAAUCUAUACUGCUUGGAACAUUUAAUCUGGCUCUAAGAACCAUCCCUAACCCUAAGGGAUCCAUGCACACUGCAGCCAAACCAGAUCAUUGUGACUUAAAAAUCCUCCACCAAACAGCAUGUCUCCUAACUCACACAUUUCUUAUAUAAUUAUCCUGUGGCAGCUGCCUGGCGAGAGAAGAGCGUUUGCCGAACAUGCACACCUCACCCUUUAUAUAAUGUUUUGCCUCUUUUCCAUUUUAACUGUGAAUGGAUAACUGGCAGCAACAGAUUCAGUUAUAUGACGUUCUGUAUGAGCUCUUUCAUAGUUGAUUUAGCUAUUGUUUUUUUUUUUUUUUUUGCCUUGUGCUAAUAUAUAAAAUUAAUCUUAUUUAUCCUAAAUGAAAAUGUCACUUUGAAGAAUUUUUUUUUUUUUUUUUUUUAAAGCUUUCACACUUUAAUCCCUUAAGGACACAUGAAGUGUGACAUGUCAUGAUUCCCUUUUAUUCCAGAUGUUUGGUCCUUAAGGGGUUAAAGCAAUCAGUCGCUCUGCUGUGGGAAAACCUAAAAGUGAGCACCAUUCUUAAAUACCCUCACAAUCAAUACACAACUGGCAUUCAUCAAAUUAUUUACAAAAUGUUCUCAUGCUUCGAUGUUAGACAAAGAAAGAAACAAGAAAAGAUGGACCCUUUAAUGACUGGUACCUCUGUGUGGGGGAUGACCCCUGUAUAAAGUAGAAUAAAGAAAAAGAGAAUUGGAAGUAACAGUACUAAAUGGUUAAAAAACGGGGAAUCACUUUGAUGGUAUGGUGGAUAAAGAAAUGUAUGGAAUAAAACGUCACUUUUAAUCUUGUAGCUAAAAAAACCUUAAAUAUAAGGGCUAGAUCUAUAUCUAUUAAACACACUGACAUACAAACGCUAAAUAAGGAAAAUUAAGGUGAAUAACAUAAAAUCAAAAUUGUGUAAAUUGUAAUGUCCAGAGAUCGUCCUAUAGCAGGAUUUAACAAUAAUAUCUGCAGUUUAAUACUGACAGGUAAGACUGGAAUACAAUUAUUAUAGAGGUUCUUCAGUGUAACCUAAGUGGACAAAAGUAAGCCACUGAGAACAGGACAUAUACUGUUCCUCGCUAAAAGUAUUUCCUUGCUUGGAACAACGUGUGUGUUUUACACACACCACUUUUAGAUAGUGUGGUUAACCAUUUAACUAUCACAUUACAGCCCUGUUCUCACUGGCUUACUUUUGUCCACUUAGGUUACAUUGAAGAACCUCUAUAAUAAUUGUAUUCCAGUCUUACCGGUCAGUAUUAAACUGCAGAUAUUAUUGUUAAAUCCUGCUAUAGGACGAUCUCUGAACAUUACAAUUUACACAAUUUUGAUUUUGUUAUUCACCUUUAAUUUUCUUUAUUUAGUGUUUGUCUGUCAGUGUGUUUAAUAGAUACAGAUCUAGCCCUUAUAUUUAAGGGGUUUUUUUUAGCCACAAGAUUAAGUGACGUUUUAUUCCAUACAUUUCUUUUAUCCACCAUACCAACAAAAUUUUCUCAACAUACAUCUGGUCAGCCUACCCUCUCAUACUGACAUAACUCCACCUCAUUGGAGGUAGAAUAACUUAGGGUUAGGAUGGACGGAGGGUUGGACAUCUGAAGCCCGGGGGUGGGGAGUUCACCCUUGAUGCAAUUGCUAGCAUGCUUUUCUAACAUUUUGGAACUCUUGCUACCAGAGGUACACUUCUAUUAUUGUAAUAAAAGGGUUAAACUCUAUGUGCAGCAAAACACUGCAAGUUCCAGGCACCAUGGCCACUUCAAAUAAAUCACAGAUGUUGUCAUGGUCCUUGGAGUAACCCUUUAAGUGUUUUGCCUGGUGUGUGUGUGUGUGUGUGUGUUUAUGUUGUUGAUGGCAUGACUUGACUUUUGUUGGUUGCCCCCUCUAUUGGCUUUAACAAUUCUAUCAUUCAUUUAGGCUUCAUAAGCUUUAAAAUAUGUCGUUGGCGGAUGAGUUGCUCGCUGACCUGGAGGAGGCAGCUGAGGAAGAAGAGGAGACUCUAAUAGGUGAAGAUGAUUUGGAAAUGAUUGAAGAGGUGGAGGAGGAGAUGCAGCUUGACAUGAAUGCAGAAUCUGUGAAGAGUAUAGCCAAGCUAUGGGAUAGCAAGCAGGUGAGUUUAAGGUUGUUUUAAUUCUAUCGCAACGUCUUGCACAGCUUAACAACAUGUUCUGUAAUGUCAGGCUAUUGUUUGAAUAAUUAUGGAUUUAAGGAAGCUGUAAGUAUUAGGACUAAAAACAGUUAUAUUUUAUUUUAAUUGAAUCAUAUUCUGUUUAGUGAAAAGGCUACCUUGCUCAUAGUGUGAGGGAGUAAUCACACACCCUAAUUAUUAAAGUACUUUAAAUGAAUCCAUAUAUACAGAGGUACUUACAUUCAAUGUGAAUAUCAUUUGUGUGUGUAUGUGUGGGAAUAAAAAAAUAAAUAAAUAUAUAUUUUAUAGAUAGUGAAAGUUGCCUUGCAAAUACAAAAAUUUAAACCGUAGAGAAGGCAGCUAGUACUGGACUGUAUUAUAAAUGGUUUUGUCUCCAAACCUCCCUCCCUUCAUUAGGUCUGCAACAAUUGCACUACUUGUAAUGUUAAGUAUGCUAACACUUCAAAUAUACUAACCAUUCACUUACAAGAUAAUUCCAUUUAUUCAUUGCAUAUUUUAGAAAGGACCCCCCCAUCUGUUUUAUUUUGGGGGGAAAUUGCCAUUGAUUUUCUUUUUUUUUUUUUAGUUUGCAGAAAUAUUGGAGAAAAUUGACGUAUAUGUGAAAAAGCAACCAGACACAUCUGAAGGUAUUUUUAAUUUUUCAUUGUUUAUGUUCUUCAGUAUAGACAGAACCAUGAAAUGUUAACUGUUAAUUCAGAGGGAGGCAGAUUUUUUUUUUUUUUUUUUUUUAAACAGAAGUAAUCAACACUGUCAUUUGUCAUUGAAGCAAGCGAUGUGUUCUGCAUCUGUCUUUUAUAUAUUUUGAUUCUGUUAAAAUGUCAAUGGAAUUUCAAUGCAAGCCAUAUGUUUUUAUUCCCAGUGGAAAACUUUCAAAGUGAUGUUGACGUUUCAAUAAAAUUGUACGUUUUCUAUUUAAAACUCCAUGAAUUGUUGUUUGUUUCAAACAUAUUCAGUAAUGGGUCCUGUGGAAGCUGCUCCAGAAUAUAAAGUUAUUGUUGAUGCAAACAAUCUGACUGUCGAGAUUGAGAACGAACUUAGUAAGUAUAUUAUUUAUAUAUACUUUAAUUUUUUUUUCUUUUCUGUGAACAUCUAUUUUGAAAAUAACGUAAUACGCCUCUAGCUGAUUUAUUUAUUCUUUUCUAAUUUUUUUAAAAUUUAUUUUUAGAUAUUAUUCAUAAAUUUAUCAGAGACAAAUAUUCAAAAAGGUUUCCAGAACUGGAGUCAUUGGUUCCAAAUGCUUUGGAUUACAUAAGAACAGUAAAGGUACGUGCUUUGCAUAUAAUAUUGUAACAAGGUUUAAUCUUUAAAAUUGAAUAUAUAAUUAUAAGAAAAGCUCAACUGAAAGUGGGUGAGAAGUAAUGUGGUAUAAACAGUACUGUGUGCUAUUUAAGGGGAAAAAAUCUGUUCCCACACUCUAUCUAUAUAGAUAGAGAUAGUAAUGAACCCAAGGCACACCAAGGUUUGCACAUAAAUGUUUAUUCAUGCAUUGAAGAAAUAUAUCAAGUAACUUUGACAGAAAAAAAGUGCAUAGAAUAGUGCAUACCAAAUCCAUAGUACCAGUACCACAAUAGUAAUAAAAAAAGGUAAACACUCAUAAAAAAGGUAUACUGACCAAGAGCAGGAGAAAUGAAAACCCAGACGUUUUGGCUCUUAAGCCUUCCUCGGGGGCAUCCAUUGGCAAGUUAAAAUGAAGCCCCGUCGAAUAGAAAUUCACCCCUGUUGAGCAUACUUUGACUUGCAGUAGCAAGUAACUUCUAAGGCAUGGCUAGUAGCACGGGACUUAAAAUUUUUAGCCCAAUCAAUAUACUUUCAUGGUCAUCAUAUAUUAUUCUUGAUUGAGGAUAUAAUGUAGUAAUUUUAUUUGCCACUUGGAACAGUCCAGCAAGUGCUCUCAUUCAAGACUCAAGGUUAUUCAUUAAUCAUCAAAUUCUAGCAAAUUAAAUGCAAACCACAAAAUUUAAACUAAACUAGCCAAGAUAUGACUAUAGCUGAGCUGGAGAUUUUUUUCCAAAUCAGCUAUUUCUUCUUUAAAUUUGAAUUUAGUUUGCUAAGAUUCAGAGUUUAGGGAAUAGCAUUUAACGUCGGUAUAUGUAUUAAAUGUUACACUUUAGCAUAUCCUUCUGGUAACCGAGUAAAAAGUAUUUUAACAUUUUUGAUGAAAAGGAAGAGAAAGUUCCCAGCAUCCCAGCCGAUCACAUGACAUAUCACUGGAAAGCCCAGGAUGUCCUCUUUACAAUACAGCAGGGACUGAUUGAGCAGCUCAAAAGAAUAAAAGGAGAUGCAUGUGAAAAAAUGUCCAGUACAGGGGAAACAGGUUAAUGGGCUGGGUCUCAGAAGUAUAUAGCUUGCUUCAUAAGCUUAUACCAAGUGACCCUAAUGAUGUUUUGUGAGAGUAAACAUUUUGUCAGUGAAAACAAUAUACUUUAACAUGCAGCUUUAGCUUAGUUUUGAAAUAUAGAAAGUUUGCGCUCUCCACACGGCGGCAUCGCUUCCAAACGACAAAUAAUUUGACCUUGAGUAGAUAGUCCAAUGUAUAUGUUAUGCCGUGUAAGUAACUGUUCACCAUUUUUUUUUUUGUUCCGGUUUAUAUCUGCUACUUUGAUAGUUUAAUAGUCUUUCUAAAACUCUUGAGAGUGGAAGCAAUUUACCUAAGCACUAGAGCUUCUGGCAGGGGACCCAAGGAAUAAAGAACUUCCAUUCCCAAUAUCUUUGAUUAAAAUGUUGAUUUUUCCAUAUGCUGACAAAUCAAUUUUCUUUGCACAUUGCAAAACCAGCAGUAUACUAGUUGCCUAAAUCUCACACAAAACUGCAUUAACAAAGUGAGUUGCCCAUCAGUUCAAAUCUCUAGAAUUGUAAUUUUAUCGAAUAAAUACAUGUCACAAUGAUGGUACAGAAUAUGUAGCGUUUUGUGUGUGAGGUGCUCUCUAGAAGAUUGGCAUUAUCAAUGAGUCUAGUGUCCAACAGAAUUUGUGUAAAAAUAUGUUUACUCAAAUCCGAUAUACCUGGAAAGGUUGGCACAGCAUAGUGUGAUGAUAUAUGUUGAAUUGCUACUUAUACAAUAAGAUGACUUUUUUUCUGAACAUGGCAUUUUUCCAAGAUAUUAUUUUGUAGAUAUUACGAAUUGACUGCUUUUUAUUUAUUUUUUUCCUGUUUAGUCUAAUUAGUGACAAUCUCAACAGGAAAAUCUUCAAAACACCAACAACUACAGAGUAGUCUAAGGUGGUUUUCAAGGUGUUUUCUCAUUAAUAUUUUGUAGGAACUUGGAAAUAGUCUGGACAAAUGCAAAAACAACGAGAAUCUGCAGCAAAUCCUGACCAAUGCCACUAUAAUGGUUGUGAGUGUGACGGCUUCCACCACCCAAGGGUAGGCUCAAAUAAUAUAAUUAUAUUCAACUGCAUUUUACUGUCUCACCUUCUAUGUUAUCAACUAACGCCAUCACGGCCCACAUACUAGCUGCCUACAAGGGGACUGCUUUUAUAAAACUGCAUUGUGUGUCUGUAGGCAACAACUAACAGACGAUGAACUAGAUCGCAUCGAGGAAGCGUGUGAUAUGGCUCUGGAGUUAAAUCAGUCCAAGCACAGAAUCUACGAGUAUGUCGAGUCAAGGAUGUCCUUCAUUGCCCCCAAUCUCUCCAUCAUUGUAGGGGCCUCCACUGCAGCCAAAAUAAUGGGUAUGCUUCAUUGAAUUUGUGGUUUCUGCACUGUUGGCUUGUUCAGCACAAAAUAUAUACUAAAUAGAAGUCAAUCGACCGUUUUACUUGGAACAUUUUAUAACAUCUGUAAAAUGUGCUAUUAUAUUGUGUGGGAUCUCCCUUUCUAAUUUGGGGUGUACCAACAAGUUAAUUUUGGAUUUUGUUGUUUCCCCAAGGAGUGGCUGUCCAUGAAUACGUUUAAGUUGGUGGAUGCAUGUAUUUGGUGGAAUAAAAUAAAUUAAAAUGCAGUGUCGCAAUUGGCUAAGUCAAAUCUAAGUGCCAGAGAGGUGGGCAUCAUGUUUCUUGCAUUGCAACAGUGACCUUUCCAUAUUGUUAUGUAAAACUUAAGUUACUCCUAAGUAACACUCAUCUAUUUUUUUUUUAAUGUAAUCUGUUAUUUAAUAUUUAUAUAUCCAGGCUCUUUCUUUCAUAUCCAGUUGUAUUAGCGAAGGUUUUGAGGUACUUGCCACUGCAAACAUCCUCUUGUAAUGUGACUGUAUGGAAUUGGCAGGACAGCAGCAUAAACAGCCACCCUUUUCAGGGUGGGACCUAGUUGUCUAAUGGGCGAUUGGAACAUUUUAGCCUUGCUUUAGCCUUGCUUUAACCUUGCUUUAAGUAAUCUGCUCUGAGUAAAUAAACAGAAAUAAACAGAUUAGUUAAAGGAACACUUUAGGCACACAGACCACUUGAGCUCAUUGAAGUGGUCUGGGUGCAAUGUCCAAUGUCUCUUAACCCUACAGUGGUAAUUAUUGCUAUUUCUGAGAAACUGCAGUAAUUACCUCUGUCUACCAGAAAGCCACUAGAGGGACUUCCGGAAUCGAAACGUACCUUUUGGUCCGUUAUCUGACGCUGGACGUCCUCAUGCUCUGCAUGAAUACCUCCAGCGCCAGAUUUUUUCCACAUAGGAAAGCAUUGAAUAAUGCUUUCCUAUGGGGAAAUCCUAAUGUGAGCACAGUCAUUGCUGCACGUGCACAUUAGGUCUCCCCCCGCCAGCUCACAGUGGGGGAGGUGCGUGGGCGGAGUCUGACCCAGAGCUGAGGGACAUCCGCACUGGAUUCAGAUAAGUGACUGUGAAGGGGUUUUAACCCCUUCAGCACGGCGGGAGGGGGGCAUUGCAGGAGCCUAUAGUGCCAGGAAAAUGGGUUUGUUUUCCUGGCACCAUAGAAUCCCUUUAACCCCUUAAGGACCAAACUUCUGGAAUAAAAGGGAAUCAUGACAUGUCACACAUGUCAUGUGUCCUUAAGGGGUUAAAUGAUUUAACCAGAGGUUAUUGAUUGCAGAAGAACAGGAUGAGUGUACAAUCCAAAUACAAAGAUAAAGAAACAGUAAUACAUUUAUACAGGUGUAUGUCAGGUCUGUAGGAAUAGAAUAUAAUGCACUCGUGAGUGAAUAAGGGUAACACUACUAAAACUGGCAGUUUUAGGGUGAUGUUUGCCCUUUUAAUGCACAUUCAAAAGUGACUUUCAGUUUUUGUUGUUUUUUUACACAGGGAUUGCUGGUGGUUUAACAAAUCUCUCAAAAAUGCCCGCGUGUAACGUCAUGCUUUUGGGAGCUCAAAGAAAGACCUUAUCUGGCUUCUCCAGCACCUCUGUGCUUCCACAUACAGGCUAUAUCUAUCACAGUGACAUUGUGCAAUCCUUGCCGUCCGUAAGUAAAAGCUGCCUGUGGGGGGAGUGUGUGUAUACGUAAUAUAUAUUCUAUUAUUACAACCAGAUAUUUUUAUAUUGUAAUUUAUUUACUUUACCUCUAUAGGACUUGCAUCGAAAGGCCGCAAGAUUGGUUUCAGCCAAAUGCACAUUAGCAUCACGUGUAGACAGCUUUCAUGAAAAUCCUGAAGGAAAGGUCAGUUCUAGACCUGUAGUAAUGUGUUUUAUUUUAUUUUGGGAACCGUUGCUGGUCUAAAUAUUACUGAACCACAACACAGGUGAUUUGGUUACACAGCUUUAGUAAUGGGUUGUAGCCAGUAGUGUAUUGUGGUUUUGUGCCGCCCUAGGCAUGGAAAACUCGGGGCCCCUCCCCCCUUUCCAAAUUUCUCUUCCUGACAGAAACACGCACUGACAUACAGUCACUGAACGAUACACAGUCAAUGUCACACACACUUUCACUGAAUUAUACACAUUCACAGACAUACACACACUCAAAUUCACCGACACACACGUGCACACCGAUACACGAAUGCAUACACACUCCGUGUCGGGGAGAAACACAUAUACUAACUGACAAACUUACAUACACACACGCUCACUGACAGACAUAUAUAUAUAUAUAUAUAUAUAUAUAUAUAUAUAUAUAUAUAUAUACAUUCACUGCCAGACAUACAUUCAUUAACAGACAUACACAUUCACUGAUUCACUAACAGACAGACACGCUGUCGCAGAUGCGCAUACACACACUCUCAGUGACUGAGAGUUUAACCCACCCAGCCUCCCUACUUUUGGGAGUGUUGGAGUGGAUUCUUUCCUGGGUCCAGUUGGGCAGAACGGGCGAACGGUGGAGGCUUGGCGGUGAGGGAACUCCAAUCCCUCGCGCGCCUCUUAGUGAUGCCGGAGUGACGUCAUGUCCCGGCUCUGGCAUCACUGUGGGUGCGCGAGGGAGCUGAGCAGGAAGAGCUCAGGGGAGAGUGCUCCCUCGACGCCCACCUGUGCAGAUGCUAAUCGGCCAGCUACUGGGUCCCCCAGGACAAGAGGCUGGCAAGGCAUCUGCCAGGGCAACUGAGGGACAGCUUUUUUUGCUGCCCCCUGAAAUUGUUGCCCAAGUCAAAUGCCUUGUCAGCCUCGCGCUAAAUACAGUGCUGGUUGCAGCAAUCAAUACAGGAGCAUGAAUGAGCGCUUUUGGAGCCUAAGGCAAAUGCAAGUUACAGAUUUUCAACUUAUAAUAUAUGAGAAAACAAAUAGCAGUGUCACAAUAUUUAUAUCACACAAAAGACAUAAAGGGCACUGAUUCCCUCACUGUAACGGGAGGCAACAUGCCAACAUAGAAAAAAAAAAAAUGGGGAAAAAUGAAAGCAAGAAAAAGGGAAUAUCAUAAAAACAAAAACUGGGGAAGAUGAUGAAUGCAAGCUAUAGUUAUAACAUGUACGUGGAUCUGGAAGUUAGACAUGUGAUGAGAAUGAUGCCAAGACAGUACACUUGUGUGGUGUAUUCCAUUGACUGAAAGAGUUGGGAUACAUGGUUAUGGAGAAGGUACUUGCAAAAAUAUAUUCCGUAUGUCAGCAGCUGAUGGGUUACUUGAAUUAAUAAGGAUGGAAUUAGAAUUGUUUCUGUGGAAACAGAAGGGGAUCCAGAACUUGGCCUAAUAUAUUUAUAAGCUGUAGCCCACAGGACGAAACUUUCAUAGUAAUAAAGGCUAAAAAGGCUUUUGCACAUCCCUAUUGCUGCUGCUGUAUCAAUAUGAAGUAAUUCCAAUAUAAAGCAAUUUAAAUAUACUUGACUCAAAAAUACAAUUUGGAUUCCUGCUUGGAUCUACAAGCUCUGACCCCAGAUUAACUAACUAUUCUAUCCUUUUGGAUUUAGCAGAAAUGAACACUGUGGCUAUCUUAGAGUAGUUUCCUCAGAGUGGUGAGAGCGGAAAUGUGGUUGAAGAGUGUGAGAGAGAGAGCCUUGUAUACAUGAGGCACUCAAAAAGCAAGAAAUAGAGGAAAUUAGACACACAAGUAGGGUAAGUAGAGGGCAACAGGCAGUGAGGCAAAACAAACCUGGGUUACAAGCGGUGUUCAUUGUGGCAGCAAAUUUUUAGUCAGUCUUUUGACUAAAAAGCCAUUUUAGUCGUAUUUGUCACCUGAAUUGUUUUAGUUCUAGUCUAGUUGCCUAAAUCUCUAGACAACAUUAACACUGGUUACACGAUGCAUAGAUGAGGGUAGAGUUAGUGAGUGAAGGAGAGAUUGCGGAAUUAUUUAAUGUUCUCGUCAAAUCAAUAUUGUAUAUAAAAAGUGACUGCAAGUGUCAGUCUCUAUCCUGAUAGGCUAAUAAGCAAGUGGAAGAAGGUACUAAAGUACCUCAUGGUAAUAUGAGACCAGGUAGAAUUGUAGGGGGUGCGUACCUCCCAACAGUCCUAGACCUUAGGAUACUCCUUGGAUUAAUGAUGGCUGCUAAUAGUGUAUUUUAAAUUAUUCCAGAGCUUACAUUAUGGUUUUAUCAAGAUUUGGACCAUUUGCAGCGAAGACCAAUUGCAAAAUUUACACAGCUGCUUGCAUUGUUUUACAUACAAAUAAAAUGAAAAAGAGACUAUGGCCAUAGCUAGCCAUUGUAUAACAAAGGCCUGUUAUACAAUGAUUAUGAUGCCUUAGCUGACUGACCGCAACAUGUAAUAUACUUUGUAUCUAGAAUUGUUGCAUAAAAAUAAAAAAUCUCACAUACCUGGAAACUAUUUGGAGGUUAAAAAAAAUCUGGCAUGCUGACCUUUAUUUCCAAUAAUAUCAGUGAUUUUAUGUUUCUACACAUCACGAGUCUCUCAAUCUAAAAUGGCAGUUCUAUGGAUAACUCUAGAUUCAGGUGAUUUCUUUGGAAGAUGAGUUUUUUUUUUUUUUUUGUUUUUUUUUUAUCCUGGUCAUUAGCUGUCAUGCAAUGCAAGCUACUUGGAGGAAAUCUAUAGAGCAGCCAAAGAGAAUUUGAAGAACUUAUUGGUGACUUGUAGUCUGUGCAAGUAAGGAAAGACCACAGAGAACAUCUAGUCCACACACAGUUUACUAGAUAUACUAGUGGACUAGUUGAACCAAGAGAAGUCAGUACUAGGAACGGUGGAGGUUUUUGAGAGACCUAGAAAAUUUGGCUUUGAGGACUUGGAGAAAAUGGACAACAUAUAUUUUUGUUAUAACAUAUUCUCCUGUCUGUCAGACUUGUAGAAUCCACUUAUAUAUAAGGCUCUUGAAACUAUCCAUGCUUAUACAACAGCCCCCCAGAGCUUUCAGAAUCUCUCUUCACUAACCAUAUUCAGGGAUGGGGAAAAUGUGUAUUUUUGUUUUUAUUGCAGACCAGACUGCCCUCUGUUCCAAUGCCUCUCUCCGUUCAUUCGGCUUCUUUCCUUGCCCCUUUCACAUACUUGGUUUCAUAGUUACAUAUGCGAAAAAUGAGACGUGUCCAUCAAGUUCAGCCUUCCUCACAUCUGUUUUUUGCUGUUGAUCCUAAAGAAGGCAAAAAAUAACCCAGUUUAAAGCACUUCCAAUUUUGCAACAAAUCAAGAAAACAAAUUCUUUCUUGGUCCCAGAAUGGCAGUCAGAUUUGUCCUUGGAUCAAAAAGCUAUUACCCCUACAGUUGAAGUUUUGCAAGUAUGCAUCUAGUUGCUUUUUAAACAUCUUUACGAAUUCUGAUAAAACCACUUCUUCAGGCAAGGAAUUCCACAUCCUUUUUGUUCUUAUAGUAAAAAAGCCUUUGAUUUGCCUUCAACUAAAUCCUCUUUCUUCCAGUCAACGCAUGACAUUGUGUCCUAAUGUAUAGUCCAGUUUGUGAAUAGAUUUCCCCGGAUAUAUAUGCGGUUCUUCUGUCUACCUAUCAUUUUAAAUGGACAAUCCUAUUCCGCCUCUAUUUACAGUAGUUUUUUUGUAAAUGCUGAUACCAUACCAAACCAUAUUAUGGGGUGAAUGGAGCAACACUUGAUAACAGAAUGUAUAAUAGAGUAAUACCUAUUAUUCCCUUGGGAAAACAAUUAUGUUAAUUUGCUUCCAACGUUGUUUGCUGGAUAUUUUUAUUCCACUUUGCCAAUGACUGUGGUUUUUAUCUGCUUUUUGUUUUAUUUUCCUUUACAGGUUGGUUAUGACCUAAAGGAAGAGAUUGAAAGGAAGUUUGACAAAUGGCAAGAACCUCCUCCAGUCAAACAAGUGAAGCCUCUUCCUGCGCCCCUUGAUGGGCAAAGGAAAAAACGUGGAGGACGCAGGUUAGCAUAUACUGGCCAAAUUCACUGAAAUUGAAUAAAGAUAAUGUACCACUCUGUAUUUUACUCUUUUAAUUAAAGGACCACUAUAGUGCCAGGAAAACAUACUCGUACCCCCACCCUCAGGAUCGCCCUCCCGCCGGGCUGGAUGGAGUGGAAGGGGUUAAACUAACCUCUUUCUCCAGCGACGGGCUGCUCUCAUCCUCUCCUCCCUCUUCUCCCUCUUCGGCUGAAUGCGCAUGCGCGGCAGGAGCCGCGCGCGCAUUCAGCCAGUCCAUAGGAAAGCAUUCUCAAUGCUUUCUUAUGGACGCUGGCGUCUUCUCACUGUGAAAAUCACAGUGAGAAGCGCAGAAGCACCUCCAGCGGCUGUCAGUGAGACAGCCACUAGAGGCUGGAUUAACCCUAACGUAAACAUAGCAGUUUCUCUGAAACUGCUCUGUUUAUAGAAAAAAGGGUUAAUCCUAGAUGGACCUGGCACCCAGACCAGUUCAUUAAGCUGAAGUGGUCCUUUAAGACACACACAGGUGUGCUGAAGUAGUGUGGCGAUAACUAGGAUAACGUUCGAUAAAAGUGCUGUUCUCCCUCUGUCAUGUUUUCAAAAAUUCCUGUCACUACGUUGUAUUAUGCAUGUGCAAAACUAUGUAAGAAUCUCUACCGAUGAACUUGUAGAAUGAAUGGCUGAUUUCAUAGGUAUAAUUGUUGGUGUGCGUGUCUGUGUUCUCAUGCUGUAUAGAUACAUUGUGCAGGGAAAAAGGCUGGUUCUUUUCUUUUUUUUUUUUUUUGUUUUUGUUUUUUUUUGUUCUAGACAAAGCAUAACCUUUUUGUUUGUAACACUAUUUAUUUUUUUUGUAAGUUGACAGAACACCUUUAAAAAUGUCAAUAAUAUUUCCGGCUAAAAAUGAUUUUUGGGAUAAACAUGAUCAGCCAACAAUUGAUAUUUCCAGCCUUGAAACAGUUUUGAUUUAACCCCUUAAGGACACAUGACAUGUGUGACAUGUCAUGAUUCCAUUUUAUUCCAGAAGUUUGGUCCUUAAGGGGUUAAAGUGGUUCACUGAUUGGGGGUUGAGCAACACUCCAACAAGAAAAUGUAUAAUCCCUCUGAAUUUGUACCGUUUCAAGAUGAAAGGCUGCACAGACCGGAUCCUUGCACAAUAGCUGUUUUACAGGUUUGAAGUGGUUAUGAUGCCUGGAGUAACCCUUUAAAACUGGUUCAUCAUAUUCUCUUGUAGGACACCUUAUUGGAAAUGUGCUUCGUAACAUCCACUUUUUGUUUAUCGUUAUUAGAUACAGAAAAAUGAAAGAACGUCUUGGGCUGACAGAAAUUCGUAAACAAGCUAACCGAAUGAGUUUUGGCGAGGUCUGUUCUUGCUAUAUAUUUUAUGCAUGCGCGCACACACUCUAAGAUAGUAUCGUAUCAAUUAAACAUACUUCAUCUUGAUUUUUGUUCACAUUGACCUUGUCAGUUGUUAGGAGUAAUGACAUUUACCCUAAAUGUUAUGAACUGAUAUGUAUACAAAUACUGUGAACUGGAGAAAAUGAACACGUGUAUAAUUGUUCCUUAACCUUAAGGGAAAAAAAAGAUCUCUUAGAAUAGCAUAAUAUGACCACCCAGAUAUUGUACAACUGCAACUCUGUGAUGGAUUGCGGAAGUAUUCGUUCUACUACUUAGGAGUUCACCUUUUUGGCCACCCUGGAUUAGGACCAAAGGUUUGAAAAUAUUAUUUAGGGCUAGUUUAAGAGAUUUCAAAAUAUGUGUUUUGUUUGCAUCUUGAUUCUGUAAUUAUGAUGUUUGGUAACUAAUGGCAUAUUUUGCACAUUCUGUUUUAGAUUGAGGAAGAUGCAUAUCAGGAAGAUCUGGGCUUCAGUUUAGGACAUCUUGGGAAAUCUGGCAGUGGAAGAAUUAGACAGGCCCAAGUCAAUGAAGCUACUAAGGCCAGGAUAUCCAAAACAUUACAGGUAACAUAAGUCAAAUAUGCCUCUUACACUUGUAAUAAAAAUAACAAAAUACACAAACACAGAUCUCCUGCUGGUGUUUUUUUUUUUUUUUUGUAGAACAUUUUUUUAAGCCAGGUUUACCCAGAAGUUUUCUACACUUGAGGUUUUUCCUUUCCUGGUUGCUGAAGGCCCUAGCCCCCUAUCAGAAUUUGGAAACUAAGAUAGAGAAGCACCAGAUUGCCAAACAUGUGCCACAACCUUGUGGUAGACUUAUGCAAUAUAGGAUCUUUUACCAUAACUAAACCCCUCCACUGAAUUUUGGCUAGGUUAUUUUUUUUUUUUUUUAAACAAACUAUUCCAUUCCAUUGAAAUUACGGUCUCGUGAAUAAGUGAAUGUGAUGGAUACGGAUAUAUAUACCAAUUUAAACUUUACAGUAUACGUUGCAUAUUUGUCUGAAGUCCUCUUUGUGAGUGUUAAGUGAACCGUGCAUAUUCCAUUGUGGAAGUAGAGAGAGAUAUAUAAAACUUUCCUGAUUGGUAUCGAAUAUAAAUAUAGCUUAUAUCCCUUUUGACAUACAGAUGUAAGCUUUAUGUGCUUUAUUUUAAAUUUAUUUUGUUAUACCAAGCUAUUUGGCUAAUAAAAGCUACAGAUGCCUUUUUAUUUUCUAUUGCAAGAUUACAUGUAAUGUCUUUCAAAGCAUUUUGGUUUCAACAAUUGUAAAUAAAUCACAUUAUGCAUUGGCUGGAUAUGAUCUCCCUGUUGCUAUUUUAAUGUACCUCUCACAUUGUCUGUCUGUGUUUACAGCGCACAUUGCAAAAACAAAGUGUGGUUUAUGGAGGAAAAUCUACGAUAAGGGACAGAUCGUCUGGUACUGCGUCCAGUGUAGCCUUCACACCACUUCAGGUGAGCUUUGUACUGAUAUAUCUCAGACCAUACUCUGAUAAGCCUGUUGUUAAAGGUCAGUGUUACUGUUAGUCAGGGGUGGAGUUUAUAAUUUACUCAGAACUACUCUUACUCUGUAUGUGUGAUGUUGUGGGAGACUGCCAUGUCAUGUAUAGCUAGUAAUAGAAUGCUCUGCCCAGUCUUGCCAAGUACAGUGCCACCUUUCCCUCUGAUUAUGCAUUGGGUAAAUGAUUCCACUCACUGAAUAACCAAGUUAGUAUUUGUAGAUGAAACCGCUAUUAUUGUUGUUCUAAUCGGCUGCCCCACACACCUUAUGGGUUUUCCGAUCUUUCUUGUAGGGUUUGGAGAUUGUCAAUCCUCAGGCUGCAGAGAAGAAAGUGACAGAGGCAAACCAAAAAUAUUUUUCCAGCAUGGCAGAAUUUCUCAAAGUGAAGAAUGAGAAAAGUGGAACUAUGACAAAUUGAGCCAAAUUCAUCUUUUGGAUUGGGUGGACUGUUAUGUGAAACUAUCAAUGUCUUUAUUGUACAUGGGUAUUGAUGUCGCUGUAAAACAAAAGGAUUUACAGUUAUCACUUCAACCAAAAAUAUAUGCUGGUUCCGUUACACCCAUGGGAUUCGUGAGAUGUCUGAUAAAGAGAGAGAAGGGCAUCUAAAUCCAUCCAUUGGAUCUUUGUAAAGUGUUUAGUAUAGCAGAAAGGAACACUUUAUUUUUUUUUUUAUCUGAAAAGAGUCUAGAGGCAUACCUAGUGUCACUUUUGCAGUUGCAUAGUUUUAAUGCAAGAUACAUACCAUGAAAGUAUCUUAUUAAUAAAAGUCCAGUUUUGUUGAAUGAUGUGUGCAAUGUAGUCACAGUGUAAAAAAAAUAAAAAAAAAUUUUUUUUUUUUUAAAUUUAAUUUGUAGUUCUUGGCUGCAACCCAUUCAUUUGUUCUUUGUAGUGUUUGCUUUCAAUAUUUAAUUGUAUGCGGACAGCAUCAAGCAUUCAGGUUUGAGCCCAGCAGUUAUGUGAUGGGGAUUGCAUUUUUAUAUAAUGUAUGGACAUUAGGCCACUCUUCAUUAAUGUUUGCCCUUGGGACUUGGCAACAGCCAAUGACAAAACACGUCUUCUGUGUUAAAACAUGGGUAUCAAAAACUAAAUAAUAAUAAAAAACAAAAAAAACACUGCAGUCCUUUUCAAACCUGCUUGGGUCAGAUGGACGUGUGAUGACUGGAGAAAGCAAAACCCUAGUGCGAUAAACUGCAAAAAGCUAUAAAACACAGGGUAAAGUGUAAUUUAAUCCACUUAUCCAAAGGAUACAAAACGCUCUUUUGGUAAACAUGUCACUUAAUUUUAAAUUGUGAAAGUGACAAAAUAUUUUAAUAGCUUUUCAAACAUUAACACAAAAUAAAACUCUUAAGAGAGUAGAAUGGUGUCCCAAAUGUAGGAUUUCCCAAUUCACUUGUGUUGUCAAUCAAUUUCAUGAACAGAAGCCAUUAUGGGUUUAGUUUCUAAGCAAGGGUUUGUGAAAAAUGU
Molecule: messenger RNA, 16458 nt
Organism: Pelobates cultripes (western spadefoot toad)
Lineage: Eukaryota; Metazoa; Chordata; Amphibia; Anura; Pelobatidae
Source: the annotation of a GenBank genome assembly